GCUGUUGCCCCAACCUCUGUCCCCAAAGCUCCCGGAGGAACGGGCGGCGGAGUCAGCACUCGGUCCACUUCCCUGUGCGCCUAUUGCUGCAGGUGUCCCGAGGAGGGUAGCGGAGUCCGGGCCGCGCAGCCGGGGCUACGGCUGUACCGGGAGUGCAGGAGCCUCGAGGGAGAGCCGCUGCAGCCACUACUCCCUCCUCCAGCCUAGGGCCGGCCCCAGAGGAGACCCCGAAGGGUCCCGGGGGGCCGGGGCUAUGAAAUGAGGUUCAAGCAAGUGAGUCUUUUCGCGUUGUUGACUCUGGGCGCCUUCCUGUCCCUUUCCUGGCUCAGCGCAGAAUGGAGCCGUUGGAGCGGAUAUGAUGCGAAAACUUAUAGAAACCAGAUUUUGAAGGUUCAGGAAAGACUGUUAUUUUUACAAGAAGAAAAUAAAAAAAGGUCUCUGGAGUUGUCGAAUGCCUUGAAUCAGAUCAAAUGCACCACUUCAGACAGAACAGUUUCUGCCACAGAACUUGAAGGUGGUAUGAAUUUGAAAACACUUGGAUUUUCCAACUUUGACUUCAUGAAGCUCAAUAGCCUGUAUUACCAUCUGCCUCAUCUAAGAUCUCAUGAAAACAAUAUUUAUCCAAAUAUAAUCUUUGGGAAAAAUAAAACAGGAGUCUCUGUGGUCAUGGGUAUUCCUACCAUAAAAAGAGAAAAAGAAAGUUACCUGAUACAAACGCUGAAUUCUCUCUUUUUCCAAAUGUCCACAUUAGAAGAAGAGGAUUGUCUUGUGGUUAUCUUUGUAGCUGAGGUUGAUGAAACUUAUAUUAAUGAUCUUGCAAAAAUAAUCAAAGCUAGAUUCCCCAAAGAAGUGGAUUCUGGAGUUUUAGAGAUGAUUUCUCCUCCAGCCUUUUAUUAUCCAUCUUUUUCAGACAUCAAGUUAACUUUUGGAGACUCGGAAAAAAGAGUGAGGUGGAGGACCAAGCAAAACCUGGAUUACAGCUUCUUGAUGCUAUAUGCCCAAGAAAAGGGCAAGUUUUACCUUCAGCUAGAAGAUGAUAUCAUAGCCAAACCAAAAUACUUUACGGCAAUGAAAGAUUUUGCACUUGGGCAAACCUCUGAUUGGAUUGUACUUGAAUUCUCAAAACUUGGGUUUAUUGGAAAGCUGUUUAAAACCAAAGAUUUACCUUUGAUAGUACAGUUUUUAAUAAUGUUCCACAAAGAUAAACCUGUAGACUGGCUUUUGGAUCAUUUAUUCUACGUGAAAAUAUGUCACCCAGAAAAAGAUAAUCUUCAUUGUGAAAAGCAAAAACAGAUGCUGCGCAUUCAGUAUAAACCUUCUCUCUUUCAACAUGUGGGAAGGUAUUCAUCAUUGUCUGGAAAAAUACAGAAUUUGAAAGAUGUUGAUUUUGGAAAAAAUGAAUUAUAUCCAAUCCAUGCCAAUCCACCUGCGAUUCUACGUACUUCCUUAAAAGCCCAUGAGCAGUAUUCUUUGGAAAAUGCUUAUCUAAGAAGAGGAUUUUUCUGGGCCAUCUCUCCAAAAGCUGGCAACUAUAUCCUCAUACAGUUUCAUAACCCAUUGAACAUAAAGGAGUAUGUUUUUGCAAGUGGAAAUGUUCAACAUCCUGGAGAUAAGCUGUUCAAUACCAUUGUAGAAAUUUUACCUGAAAAUGAAACAGAUUUUUUAUCAAAUUUGCUAAGAAAUGGAAGUAAUUUUAACUAUGAAGCAACCAGUAAUGGGUUUUUAAAAAUAGAUACAUUUGAAGAUGGAGUAGCACAAGGCAUCAUAAAUCCUGCAGCAGGAAAAAUCAAGGCUUUUCGUUUAACUGUGUUGUCAGAUUCAUCUGUGUGGGCUGUAAUAGAUGAGAUAUUUAUCAAGACAAAUUGAAAUUAAACCACUAAGAGUCAUGAUACAUUUUAGAAUCUGAUGGACUACUUUGAAUAUCAGACCAUCUAUUGUUAACUUGUUUGGAAGUAAUUAUUGUAAGGUGAAAACUAGUAACAGUGGACUUUAAAUUUUUGAGGGUAUUUUUUUAAGAAGAAAAAAAUUGAACCUUUUUUAUGCAGAAUAUUUUUGCCCUGGAGAACUUGAAUACUAAGCAAAUAUAUAUAAUAUAUAAAUAAUGAAGUCAAGGACUUUUAAAAU
This is a messenger RNA of Sarcophilus harrisii (Tasmanian devil), 2124 nucleotides long. It is a transcript of the gene MGAT4D, whose product is annotated as MGAT4 family member D. The record is from RefSeq and is a predicted model, not a curated record. Gene Ontology annotation, cellular component: endoplasmic reticulum; endoplasmic reticulum-Golgi intermediate compartment; Golgi stack. Lineage: Eukaryota; Metazoa; Chordata; Mammalia; Dasyuromorphia; Dasyuridae. Gene Ontology annotation, molecular function: acetylglucosaminyltransferase activity. Bases 259 to 1866 code for a protein of 535 amino acids. Gene Ontology annotation, biological process: protein N-linked glycosylation. The transcript has 15 exons.